UACAGGUACCCGUUACACGUACCUGUUUACAGAUCGUUGUAUAUCGUAUAUUAAGCGUAGGAUUAGAUUUGAAAAUAUAUUACGAGAUGGAUAUAACUUGGAAGAAAAAAUUGUUGGUAGCUGCAAUUGACUUUGGAACAACGUUCUCAGGUUUCGCUCUGUCUUUUCUCAGUGAUUAUGAAAAAGAUAAAACAGUAAACAUUUUUGGUUAUUUGUGGGAACCUGGAGACCAGCCGAAAACACACAAAACACCAACCUGCCUGUUGUUGAAACCAGACAUGUCUUUUCAUUCCUUUGGUUACGAAGCUGAGAACAAGUAUGCGGAACUGGCCGAAGAUAACGAGCACAAAGACUGGCGCUUCUUUCGCCGCUUUAAAAUGAAGCUUUAUAAACCAAGUGACAGGAACUCUUGUGGCUUAUCAACACAAAGCACAAUAAAGGACACAGAGGGUCGCGACUUCAAUGCAUUGGCAGUGUUUUCUUUUUCCUUAGACUAUAUGAAGAGGAAAAUUAUUGAAACAAUUGGAGAAAAGUUUCCAGGUGUCAGGGAAGAUGAUAUACAUUAUGUUUUAACGACGCCAGCAAUAUGGAGCGAAGAAGCCAAAUCGUUCAUGCGAAAGGCAGCAAAAAACGCACACAUACCAACAGAAAGACUACGUAUAGCACUUGAACCAGAGUGUGCGGCUGUCUAUGUUCACACAAAAGAGUUACCUGCUCUUGAUAUGAUGACUCAAGGAGAAAGGGCGAUGAAACCAGGAUCAUGCCAUGUUAUCAUUGAUUUAGGCGGAGGUACUCUUGACAUCGCUGCCCAUCGAGUUAAUGGUCACUGUCAAUUUGAGGAGAUCAUUCCGCCUUACGGAGGCCCCUGGGGUGGAGAUAACAUAAAUUUGAAGUAUGAGCAGUUUUUAAUCAAAAUUUCCGGAGGGCCAGCAUUUACAAAAUUUAAGGAAAACAAUAUGGAUGACUAUUUAACAAUGCAACGCCAAUAAGAAAACAAGAAAUGUGCAUUCAAAGAUACAAGCGACGACUCGAAAGUAACGAUACAGAUUCCAAAAUCCUUCCGUAAAAUUCA
Mercenaria mercenaria is the source of this 1072-nucleotide messenger RNA. Its product is annotated as heat shock 70 kDa protein 12B-like. The transcript is spliced from 6 exons. The coding region runs from base 87 to 989 and encodes 300 amino acids. The record is from RefSeq and is a predicted model, not a curated record. Lineage: Eukaryota; Metazoa; Mollusca; Bivalvia; Venerida; Veneridae.